Cicer arietinum (chickpea) is the source of this 1319-nucleotide messenger RNA. RefSeq lists its product as uncharacterized. The record is from RefSeq and is a predicted model, not a curated record. NCBI's taxonomy places the organism in Eukaryota, Viridiplantae, Streptophyta, Magnoliopsida, Fabales, Fabaceae.
AAAAAGUGAAGAAGGAAAACAAUGGAAAAGGAGAACUAACUAGUUCAAUUGUUGAAGCACUUUCACAAAAUAAAAAUAAAAAUGGGAUCUACUCAAAAAGAUUCACAAGUUUCCCACUUUAGCCAUCCACAUCUUUUGGAACAUACAACCACACCCUCCACAACAAACACAAAUUGCUUUGGUUGCAAACUCAAAAUCACACAUAAUGAAGAUUACUAUAAUUGCAAAACAUGUCCUUUCUCUCUUCACAAUGUUUGUUACAAAACACCCUUAAUCACAAACCACCCUUCACAUCCAAAUCAUGAUCUUUUCCUCCUUGUUACACCUUCAUCGUCACAUGCUACAAAAUCAACACUCAAAUGCAUGGCAUGUAAACAACAUGUCAUUGGAUUUUCCUACCAUUGUCCUCAAUAUAACAUUUUCUUUCAUUCUCUUUGUAUCACACUUCCUCUCUCACUUUCAAUUACACACCAUCCUCACAAAUUAAAGCUUGAAUUUUUACCACCUUAUGAUUUCUUUUGUGACUUGUGUAACAAACCUUGUUACAAAGGGUGGCUCUAUAGGUGCAACAUGUGUGAAUUUGAUAUACAUAUAGCUUGUGCUGUCCAAAACAUAAAACCUCAUUUUCAACAAGGGUGCGACAAUAAUAAUUACUAUAAGAUCAUGAAUUUGGUGUCACAGAAAAUUGGUCUUGGAAAUAGAAUUGAUGGUGGAUGGGAUAAGAAAUUGUUUAGUCCAUUAAAAAAGCAUAGUUCAAGCAAUGGAAAAAACAUGAACACUGUUGAACUCGAAUUGCAAGAAACAGAACAAACUAUAAAUAGUUAUUCUGUUUCUUUGGAAAAUUUGGAAGAAAGAAUACAACUUCGUCAUAAAACGACUCCACUUUCUGAUGAUACAAGUCCAUUAUUUAGUGACUCAUAUUUUUCAAUAGAUUUGAAUAAGUCUUAUUCAAUCCAUCAUGAGCAUAUAAAUCAGUUAAGGAAAGAAGUCAAUACUAGUGACUACAUUAAUAGCCAAAAUGUUGUGUCAACAAGUUCUAGACAAGGUAAAGAAGAACAAAUUGGUGUUGUUAAUUAUUGGCUUCAACAGUCACACAAGGAUAAGAUGAAUGCACUUUUUUUCAAAGGAGGUAGUGAGUUUGAGGAAUCAAGUCAGAAAGUGGUGGUGAAAAAUCCUACAAUCACCACAUUAGAGCCGGAAAGAAACAAGCGUUCAGGUUGGAAGAAGUUGCUAAAUUGUUGCCUAUAGCAAUAGCACAUGUUUUUAUGAGGCACAGAGUAUAUAUAUGAGAUCAAGUUGUGAACAAAUUGGUUUGCAAA